CCGCAUUCUAUGCACAGUCACUCAGAAAGACAGAGACUUCUCGUACAGUCAUCUUCCCUCCCCCGGCCUCUCUCUCUUCCCCGGUGCUCACGUGCCCCUUGACAAGCCGUGCGAAACAGCACAAUCUGUAGUUUGUCAUGGCACCUGAGCUCGUCCCUAUUUCAGUGAAGCCGGCCGACUUACCGGUGCAGGCCGGCCUCCUGGGCCGAGCGUAUUUGACAUUCCUGGCCGGUAACGGUGACUACGUGAAGGGGGUGGUUGGGCUGGCAAAGGGCCUGAGGAAGGCCAAGGCAGCAUACCCUCUGGUCGUCGCGGUGCUGCCCGAUGUGCCGGAGGAGCACAGGCAGAUCCUGGAGUCGCAGGGCUGCGUGGUCCGGGAGAUAGAGCCCGUAUAUCCGCCCGAGAACCAGACCCAGUUCGCCAUGGCCUACUAUGUCAUCAACUACUCCAAGCUCCGUAUCUGGGAGUUCGUGGAGUAUAGCAAGAUGAUCUACUUGGAUGGGGACAUCCAAGUGUUCGAGAACAUCGAUCAUCUGUUCGACCAGCCGGAUGGCUACUUCUAUGCUGUGAUGGACUGCUUCUGUGAGAAGACGUGGAGCCACUCCCCGCAGUAUAAGGUCGGGUACUGCCAACAGUCACCGGACAGGGUCAAGUGGCCUGCGGAGAUGGGUGAGCCGCCCGCCCUUUACUUCAACGCUGGCAUGUUCGUCUUUGAGCCAAGCAUCGCCACUUAUGUCGACCUCUUGGACACCCUCAAGAUCACUGCUCCGACAUCUUUCGCUGAGCAGGACUACUUGAACAUGUACUUCAGGAAUAUCUACAAGCCAAUUCCACUAGACUACAAUCUCGUGCUCGCCAUGUUAUGGCGUCACCCGGAGAAUGUUGACCUCGAGAAGGUGAAGGUGGUUCACUACUGUGCAGCGGGAUCGAAGCCGUGGAGGUACACAGGAAAGGAAGAGAACAUGCAGAGGGAGGACAUCAAGAUGUUGGUCCAGAAGUGGCGGGACAUCUACAACGACGAGUCUCUGGACUACAAGGGGACCGAGGUCGAGGCCGUGGAGAAGGCCGUGACCGUGGAGCCAUUCAUAGCAUCUCUGUCGGAAGUUCCGACUGCGCCUGUUCAGUAUGUCACCGCUCCGUCCGCAGCUUAGGGACAAACUCCGUUCCGAAUAGUACCCUGGAAUAAUUCGGAGUUUCAGAACUUAAAAAAAAAGGGGUGGAGGAGAGAUACCUCCACGUCAAAAGAAAUGGGAAGAAGUCGUCGUCGUUUCGUUUCUGUUUUCGGUUGGGAGUCGGGUAGUAUCCUCUUAUGUGUGUGAAGCAAAGAAUCUGUCAUGAGCCACGUGAUUUGGGAAUGACAAGUUAUGUUAUCAUCGAUGGAAAACUUGCACAAGGUUCUAAAUAAAGAUUUAUUGCAGCAUCCUUUUUCU
Eucalyptus grandis is the source of this 1430-nucleotide messenger RNA. RefSeq names its product galactinol synthase 2. The transcript has 4 exons. Gene Ontology annotation, molecular function: glycosyltransferase activity. The record is from RefSeq and is a predicted model, not a curated record. NCBI's taxonomy places the organism in Eukaryota, Viridiplantae, Streptophyta, Magnoliopsida, Myrtales, Myrtaceae. Bases 138 to 1151 code for a protein of 337 amino acids.